UGCGGCCCGGGUGCGCUGCCGUCUGAGCAUGCUCCCGCGGGGCUCCGCCGGUAUAUAGCGGGGCCGGGGUGCCGGCGGCAGCGGCUCGGCUGAGGCAGCGGGGAGCGCAGGUCCGCAGCGCGCUCCGCUCCGCACCGUACUGCGCCUCUGCACCGCUCCGGACAGCAGAGCUCCUCACCGUACUGCGCCUCUGCACCGCUCCGGACAGCAGAGCUCCUCACCGUACUGCGCCUCUGCACCGCUCCGGACAGUAGAGCUCCGCAGCGCUCUCCGGUCCGCACCACUCUGCGCCUCUCUGCACCGCUCCGCUCCGCACGGUGCCGCACCGCUCUCCGCUCCGUACCGCGCUCAGCCAAGCACCGCGCGUCUCUCCGGACAGCUCCGCUCCGCACGGUACCGCAGAGCUCCGGACAGCAGCGCUCCGCUCCGCACCGCGCUCCGCACUGCGCUCCGCACUGCUCGGCGCGGUGCCGCACCGCCCCGCGGGGCCCGUCCCUGCCCCACCGCCGCUGCCCGCCGGAGCCCCGGCGCCCGGCACGGCCGAGGCAGCGAGCCCCGCUCCGCCGGCCCCGGCCCCCGCGGCGGGCGCUCCCGCGGGCGGCAGGAUGGCCGCGAAGCCGGCCGAGCUGAUGGGCAUCUGCUCCAGCUACCAGGCGGUGAUGCCGCACUUCGUCUGCGUGGCCCAGGAGUUCCCGCCGCCCGCCCGCCCCGCCAAAGCCCCCAAGGGCAAGCUGCGGCGGCCGCGGCAGUCGCGCUUCAAGACGCAGCCGGUGACUUUCGACGAGAUCCAGGAGGUGGAGGAGGAGGGGGUGUCCCCCAUGGAGGAGGAGAAGGCCAAGAAGUCCUUCCUGCAGUCGCUGGAGUGCCUGCGGCGGAGCACCCAGAACCUCUGCCUGCAGCGGGACCGCCUGGGCAGCUGCCGCCUCCGCAACAGCCUCGACUCCAGCGACUCGGACUCGGCGCUCUGAGGGCCGCGGGUCCGGCGGAACCGGCCCGGCUCGGCGGCACGGACUGACCGCAGGGAGCCGCGCCGCCGCCGGCACCGGAGCGCCGCACGGACAGCCGGGUCGGGAUGUUUUCUAAGAAAGCGCUUGUACCUUCGUUUCUAUUUGAUUGUAUGAAACUCACCGUUUAAAGACAAAAAAAGAAAAAAAGAAAAAAAAAAAAUCUUUUCUAUUCGUUAGAAGAAAUGAGCUGUUUUAGAUGCAUUGAGCUGCUGGACUUAAUAUUUAUUUUUGCAUUUAAACUGUUGACUGCAUUAAUUUAAUAUGUUUCUACCUGAAUGUCUGUUAUUAUUUCCAUAAAAGAGUAAUAAAUAUGAUAUAUUUGCACAGUA
Molecule: messenger RNA, 1336 nt
Organism: Oenanthe melanoleuca
Lineage: Eukaryota; Metazoa; Chordata; Aves; Passeriformes; Muscicapidae
Gene: C5H11orf96
Product: chromosome 5 C11orf96 homolog
Exons: 1
Coding region: 606-968 (120 amino acids)
Source: RefSeq, a predicted model, not a curated record